This is a messenger RNA of Toxorhynchites rutilus septentrionalis, 1250 nucleotides long. Its product is annotated as tRNA pseudouridine synthase-like 1. Gene Ontology annotation, biological process: tRNA pseudouridine synthesis. The record is from RefSeq and is a predicted model, not a curated record. Bases 120 to 1097 code for a protein of 325 amino acids. Gene Ontology annotation, molecular function: RNA binding; pseudouridine synthase activity. NCBI's taxonomy places the organism in Eukaryota, Metazoa, Arthropoda, Insecta, Diptera, Culicidae. The transcript is spliced from 5 exons.
UAUAAAGAAAAAAACAACUCGGCACAAAAGGUGGUCUUUGACAAAUUAACCGAAAUAAGGACUCAUGUAAACAAUUUAUUUUUAAAAUAUUCAUCGGUUCCCAUUGGUGGUUUUCAUCAAUGAAUCGUUAUCUAAUGAAACUGUCUUAUAUCGGGACUCGAUUCAGGGGGAUUCAAAAAAGUAUCAUACCAGGAAGUGGCUGUGCGGAUGAUCCUCUUUCUAUAGAGGGUCUUCUGGAGAUUGCCUUGAGGAGGUUUGAACCUGUGAAUGAGUUCAAAAUAAAAUUAUCCAGUCGGACUGAUGCUGGGGUGCAUGCUCUCCACAACACUAUUCACGUCGAUCUGCAGCGAAAGAAUGGUCAGCCCUACCGGACGGAUAAGGUGACACAGGGUCUAAAUAGAUCUUUUAUAUCCCAAGGUCUACCAAUCAGAAUAAUUAGCACUGGAUUGGUCCCAAUGAGUUUUCACGCGAGGCUCCACGCUAAAUCACGAACAUACAUUUAUCGUUUGGGUGUACUGCGAAAAAACUUAUGUGGUGACCCCCGGACGCAUCCACUUAACCGAUUCAUUCCCAUCGAGGAACUAGACCGAUGUUAUUUUAUUGCACAUCCAAAAUUCGAAAUCGAUCGAAUGUUGAGAGUGGCGAAACAAUUCGAAGGUUAUCAUGACUUUCGAACGUUUAUGUCUAUUGCCCGGGGAAACGACCGACAGAUGGAUCCGAGUUAUACCCUUAGACAGAUCGAUCAUAUCUCGAUUGAACGAAGCAUUUCUAUGGCAUCGGUUUUUAACCGUGAAUUAGCGGAUAAAUGCUACGAAUUCUGGGAUAUUCGGAUAAAAGCGAAGUCAUUCCUUUACAAACAGGUGCGUCGUAUGGUCGGAGCUUGGAUUGCUGCGGCCGAAGAGCGAAUUUCUGAGCGUGAUAUCUAUGAAAUGUUGACAAUACCAUCGCAGAAUUCCUGGUGUGAUCGAGCUGUUGUAGCACCCGCGUACGGAUUGUAUCUCUGCCAGGUGGAAUAUAACCCGACCGAUCUGGAAUUUUCACAAGAUGAGCUUCCUGGAACAACUGAAGAAAAGCAAACAAUCGUUACAACCCACUGAAACUGUUGUAACAUACGUGGAUGGCAGUCGGAAAAUCUUCCGUGGUGAAUUAAUGCGAGAUGCGCCGGCCCGGCUUGGAUUCAUCGUUGACAAUAGUUCUGAUCAGAUACCCGCUUGCAUCAUCAGUCAGUUUAUUUAUUUAGGAUCACAGGA